Molecule: messenger RNA, 1303 nt
Organism: Pseudophryne corroboree (corroboree frog)
Lineage: Eukaryota; Metazoa; Chordata; Amphibia; Anura; Myobatrachidae
Gene: MRPL40
Product: mitochondrial ribosomal protein L40
Exons: 4
Coding region: 123-725 (200 amino acids)
Cellular component (GO): mitochondrial large ribosomal subunit; mitochondrial ribosome
Source: RefSeq, a predicted model, not a curated record
CGGAACUAGAUGACGUUUCCUCAUUUCCGCCCGGUGACUGUGACGGGUGCACCCUGCCUGGUCUGUUUGUUUUCUGCUGCUGCUGGGGUUAGAGGAGAGCGUGAGCUCUGGAGUCGCAGAGCAUGAACGCGGCGGCGUGUAACACCCUGCUCCAUGUUUGCAGGCAGGGCAGCAGGAGCUGCCCCCCUUGGAUAUGGAGACGUGAGAGUCAUUGGCAAACCUCCCUGCUAGGCCUGCGCUCAGCUCUUCCCAUGAGGGCAGAACCUAAAAAGAAAAAAAAGGUGGAUCCCAAACGGGAACAAAUAGUAAAAGAACGCAUGAAGAAGAAACUUAAGAAGUUGGAACGUAUUGCACCUGAACUUAUUCCCAUUGAUGACUUUACACCAUCUGCAAAACUAAUGGAUGAAAACAGAAUUAGGGAACCUGUUCAGCUCUCCGGAGAAGAAAAAGAAAGGCGAGCGCUGAUAAUUAAAAAGUGGGCAUUCAGCAAGCAGCAGGAGCAUGAAAUAGAGCGGAGGAAUAUCGCGUGCCUCCUGGAAUCUCAGAGGAAAGCACUGAAUGAGUUACGCCUCGAGUCAGAGGAGCUCUAUGAUGCAGCUGUACGUUGUGACCCAGGAGUGUUUCCUCUGGAAAGUUGUGGACCAUGUAACAGCCCCCCGAUACCUAAAUACAAUCCUCCUGACGGGAAGUAUAAUGACAUUACCAAAGUGUACACACAACAGUGAGGUACACGCGCUGCCUUCUGAUUCCAACGUUCUUUGUUGAGCUGGAAGUUAUAUACUGAUGGUGGAGCAACAUUGUUUCAUUACAAAACUUCAUACUGGGUUCUUGUGCUGGGUAGAAAUUAAAUGUUAGUUAGAAAAAUAAAGGCUAAAAUGCAGAACUCCAUUCAAGCUGAUAAACAAAGCCUCUGUUCCACCCAUCAGUGUUAGUAGAGCCUCUCAUUGUCAACUUUCAGGUGAUAAAGGGACAAUAAAAAUUGAUUAUUCUUUUUAGGAAUUUCACUGUAAAGUGAUCUAUUAUUACAAAUCUAAUUGUGUGAAAUAGACCCAAAGGUGUGUGUGUGUUUUUUUUUUUUUCUUUUAUAGUUUGGGAAAGCAAUGUCAUCCAGUUCUCUGUGUACACGUGGCCGCCGCCGACCCACUUCAUCUGCUCAGGGUGUUUAUGGGUAGAAUGACAAACAAGCUCUUCAACUGUAGGGAACAUUAAAUAACUCUGAUUUGACAAUGUUUGCCACAUCUAUAAAGGCUGGUUUAGUUUUGUAUAAAAAAUAAAAAAAAUAAAACUUUUUUUUUCUCUCUCA